AUGGGUCAGCAUGACGGGAAAUCCAAAAUAUUUUCCAUCGGUUUGCUGCUGCUGACUCUGUGCUGCAGCCACGUCGCUGCUGCUAGUCUGAAGGAGCAUCUGGCCGAAUGCCUGGAGGACAAAGACUACGACGUCCUGCUGGAGACGCUGAAAAACGGCCUUCCACGCAUCAAUACCUCCAAUCAUGUCGUUAUUGUUGGGGCUGGCAUGGCCGGACUGACCGCGGCUAAACUGCUUCAAGAUGCUGGACACGAGGUGACCGUAGUGGAGGCCAGCGGCCGCGUUGGUGGGCGAGUGGAAACCUACAGGAACGAGAAGGAGGGCUGGUACGCCGAACUGGGAGCCAUGAGGAUCCCAAGUUUUCACCACAUCGUCCUCUGGUUCGUGGAGCAGUUGGGCCUGAAGCUGAGCAAGUUCACGAUGGACGACAACAACACAUAUUACCACGUCAACGGCGUGAAGAAAAGAACGUUUGCGGUCAAAGCGAACCCCGACAUCCUCCAGUUCAACGUGCAGGACAGUGAAAAGGGCCAUUCAGCCGAUCAGCUGCUGCAAGCAGCUCUGCAAAAAGUCAGAGAUGAAGUGGAAGCUCACGGCUGCAAGGCUGCGCUGCAAAAGUACGAUCAUUACUCUGUGAAGGAAUAUUUGAAAGAAGAAGGGAAUCUGAGCCUGGAGGCCAUCAGGAUGAUCGGGGAGCUUCUUAACGAACAGAGCAUGAUGUACACCGCCCUGACCGAGAUGAUCUACGACCAGACGGACAUCAGCGACAACGUCACGUACUAUGAGGUGACCGGUGGCUCGGACCUCCUGCCCAGAGCUUUUCUCACGUUGCUUCACGGUCCGAUUUUCCUGAACUCCAAGGUCCAGCGCAUCAGCCGGUCAAACGGAGGCGUCACCGUCUCCUACCAGGCGGACCAGGAGUCCUCUCUGCGCCACAUCGACGCCGACGCCGUCCUGGUGACGACCACCACCAAAGCAGCUCUGUACAUGGACUUCGACCCGCCGCUGUCCGUCCAGAAGAUGGACGCUCUGAGGUCGGUCCACUACGACAGCUCCACCAAAAUCCUCCUGACCUUCAGCCAGAGGUUCUGGGAGAAGGACGGCAUCAGAGGGGGGAAGAGCAUCACCGACCGGCCCACACGCUUCAUCUACUACCCGAGCCACGGUUUCCCAGGAAACGACUCCAUCGGCGUCCUCCUGGCCUCCUACACCUGGUCUGACGACUCCCUCCUCUUCCUCGGCGCCAGCGACGAAGAGCUGAAGGAGCUGGCUCUCAGAGACCUGGUCCUGCUGCACGGUGACAGGAUCCGGUCCCUCUGCACCGGCGUCCUGGUGAAGAAGUGGAGUCAGGAUCCGUUCAGCCACGGCGCCUUCGCUCUGUUCACGCCGUACCAGCACCUGGAGUACGCAGCGGAGCUGUUCAGGAGCGAAGGCCGAGUUCACUUCGCCGGAGAGCACACGGCCUUCUCGCACGCCUGGAUCGAGACGGCCAUGAAGUCGGCCAUCAGGGCCGCCGCCAACAUCAACAAGGAGGCCGUCAUGUUUUCAGACAGAUGCAGGGGGAGAGACGAGCUCUGAGGCCGGUUCGGUACAAAAUAAGAAUCAGAUUCUGUUCGUUUCUGAGUGAGAAACAUUUUGUAAUUUGUUUUAUUUGGGUUUUUGACUAGAUGCAUUUAUUGGUGAUUUAACAGGGAGACGUUAUGCUAGAGUAAAAAUAACUGUCUGUGUGAAGAAGACCUAUGAUGAAGGCCACAAAAAAAUAUUCUCACUUUAAUCUCAGACUUUUGUGGUUAAAGUCAGAAUUAUGAGGAAAAUGUAAAAGUUCUAAGAAAAAUGUUAGGAUUCUUUUUUUUCCAG
Molecule: messenger RNA, 1857 nt
Organism: Poecilia reticulata (guppy)
Lineage: Eukaryota; Metazoa; Chordata; Actinopteri; Cyprinodontiformes; Poeciliidae
Source: RefSeq, a predicted model, not a curated record